CUGUGUUUAACACUUGAAAUACAGUAUGUUGCUGUCUAGGACUUUUGGUGUAUUUUUCACAUUGUAUUUCCUAUCAACUAAAUCAGGGAUGGGCAACUGGAGGCCCCGGGGCCGCAUACGGCCCGCACCCUCACUUGAAGUGGCCCUCAGUACAACUACAUGCAUUUGAGCAUUAAAAUGCACAAAAUUACUUCUUGCAAUUAAUGUUGGUCUGCUGUUCUUGCACUGAAAAAAAGAAGAAAUCACAGCAGCUGACAAAAAGGACGAUGGAUGAAUAGUGCGAAGGAGGAUGAAAUGCAGCAAAACUCUCAGGUUGAAGUACAUGCCAGUCAACUCCUUCUGGAGAUGGUGACAGCUGAAACUAGGAGGAAUAAUAGACUGAUGUACUGGAAAACACACUGAAGAGCCUAUUGAAGUCGGCUUUCAAAAGGGUUGUCCGAUAUUUUGCUAAAAAAAAAAAAAAAAAGCAUCAAUGGAGAAAAUGGAAAGACCAUGACUGACUGAAUGAAUGAAUACAAAUGGAAGUGCUCAAAAUAAAAGUUAAAUGGCACUAAGCAAGCAAUUGAGAAUCGCGUCUCUCGUUGGUAUUUUGGCGGAGUUUCUGCCAGCGCGGCGGCCUGUUUAACACACCCUCUGGAUUUAAUUAAGGUGCACUUACAGACGCAGCAGGAGGUGAGGGAGAGGAUGAUUGGCAUGGCUGCCAACGUGGUGAGGAGAGAAGGUUACCUGGCUCUCUACACUGGCCUCAGUGCGUCCAUCUGCCGGCAGAUGACAUAUUCUUUGUCACGAUUUGCCAUUUAUGAAACUGUCAGAGACGAGAUGAACAGGAAGCACAACGGUCUCAUGCCUUUCUACCAGAAAGUCUUACUGGGUGCAUUUGGAGGGUUUGUAGGUGGUUUCAUUGGGACACCAGCUGACCUGGUGAAUGUCCGGAUGCAGAAUGACGUCAAACUGCAAGUAGAGCUCAGGAGAAAUUAUGCUCACGCACUAGACGGACUCUUACGUGUUUGGAAGGAGGAGGGAAUGAGGAAACUGUUCUCCGGUGCUUCAGUGGCUUCUAGUAGAGGUGCACUGGUCUCCGUCGGACAGCUGUCCUGUUACGACCAGUCCAAGCAGUUGGUUCUGGCCACUGGUUACCUGACUGACAGCAUCCUCACCCACUUCCUGGCCAGUGUGUUUGCAGGAGGCUGUGCCACAAUCCUGUGCCAACCACUUGAUGUUGUUAAAACAAGAUUAAUGAACUCAAAACUGGAAUAUGGGGGUGUUUUCCACUGUCUUAGAGAAAUGGCAAGACUGGGCCCGGAGGCAUUUUACAAGGGCCUUGUUCCUGCAGCUAUUCGUCUCAUUCCUCACACAGUCUUCACCUUCAUAUUCCUCGAGCAACUGAGGCAACAUUUCGGCACAGUGGUAGUCACCUGAGACUGAAAAAGUGGAACUUCAAGGGUUCCAUAAAGUUUAACUAGUUCUCCAUCUUGGACAGCAGCAUCAUGAAUCCUAUUUUUACAAAAUCAGCUCAGCAGGAGGCCGCUAGUUACCACUAACAACAAGAACCAAGAGGAAGUAAGCCACAAUGCACGUCUAAAAAACCCCCAAAUAGUUUCAUGCAACAUUAUUUCUGAAGCGGGGUGUAUGAGGUACUUAUCCGCAGUCAGUGUAUUACAUAAGGUAGAUGGUGGUUAGCACUAGAUUGCUUAGUUUCUGUGUCUGUAGUAAAGAAAGUGAAAAAAUCAGUUUAAUUUAUACUAUAUUUAAAAAUUUUUCAUUUCACCUUGUCAUCAGACAGCUCUUUCUGAUGGGAAACUGAAGCCAUUAUGUCCAUCUAUACACUAGCUACCAGACUCCACUUAAAAAACAGUAAUUUUUUACCAUGCAAAAGAUGAAAGUUGCUGGUCUACUGCUGCCCCCAAAAGAAGCAACAAAAGAGCUGAUUUGGAUAAAUAUGAUUUGGAUAAAUAUUUCCCAAUUCACAUAAAGGAAUGGUUUGGGUUUUUGAAGUGGAGUUUUAUGAGGCACUUAUCCACAGUCAGUGUGUUACCCACAGUGGAUGAUGGUCAGCACGCCUCCAGUUUGGAGUUAAGCAUGCAGUGCUGUGGAGGAAGGCAGCAGAAAAAUGUUUUUUAGCCACCUAAAAAAAUGAUCAGUUUAAGUUUUAUACUAUAUUUAAAAUAU
This is a messenger RNA of Centropristis striata (black sea bass), 2169 nucleotides long. RefSeq names its product solute carrier family 25 member 10a (gene slc25a10a). The coding region runs from base 685 to 1419 and encodes 244 amino acids. Gene Ontology annotation, molecular function: malate transmembrane transporter activity; antiporter activity; succinate transmembrane transporter activity. Gene Ontology annotation, biological process: oxaloacetate transport; succinate transmembrane transport; thiosulfate transport. Lineage: Eukaryota; Metazoa; Chordata; Actinopteri; Perciformes; Serranidae. The record is from RefSeq and is a predicted model, not a curated record. The transcript is spliced from 13 exons.